AUGUACGUGGUUUGCCCUAGUGAUUGGCCUACGUCCACGGAGAAGUAUAUUCUCAUUAUGAUAAUGUGUGUUUACAUUGUACAAGGAGUUAGACCCAAAGAUAAGAGGAAGAAGGCCAAAGGUCGAAGGCCGAAAGUCAAGGAUCCAAGGACCAUCAAAUGGGCUCAUGGGUUGGCCCAUGAGGCCUAA
Molecule: messenger RNA, 189 nt
Organism: Prunus armeniaca (apricot)
Lineage: Eukaryota; Viridiplantae; Streptophyta; Magnoliopsida; Rosales; Rosaceae
Source: the annotation of a GenBank genome assembly